AUGACGUACAAGUACUUAGGUGUUGAUGAGAAUGUUUCGUACAAAGGCUCACUCAACAAGAACAGAAUCCAAAGUGAGUACUUUAAGAGAGUUCGAAAGAUAUGGUGUAGUGAACUUAGCGGAUAUAACAAAUACAUCGCUCACAACUCAUUUGCUUUACCUGUCUUGAGACCAACAUUCGGCAUUUUAAACUGGACUAAAGACGAAAUCAAGGCGAUUGAUAUAAAAACUAGAAAAGUAUUGAAUAUGACCGGUAACUUUCAUCGUAACUCUGACGUUGAUCGAUUAUAUGCACCACGAAAAGAAGGAGGCCGGGGUCUCAAGAUGGUCAAGGAGGCAUAUGAAAGCCGCAUAAUAUCAAUUAACCAACACCUACACCAAAGCACACAACGUAAUCCCUAUCUCAAAAAGGUUGUGGAAGGAGAAAGCGAAUGCAUCGUACGACAAGCUAGAGAGUUUUUAUCAACUGCGAACAUCGAUGUUGAAGAAAACUGUACGCCACAGAAACUAUCACAGAAGUACUUACAGUACUGUAAAAAACAGAGAUUACAACGAUUUGAAGAAAAAGCUAUGCACAGCUAUAUCUGGAGAAAGAUAUCAUCACAAGAAAGUGUAAAUCUUGCCAAAACAACAUCUUGGUCGGCGAACAAGUAUAUGACUUCGCAUUUUGAAGGUUAUGCACAUGCACUGUACGAACAAGAAAUCAAUACGAAAGACCUUCAAUACCGCCGCGAUAAAAAAGCCGGUUUGCAGCCUAAACACAACAACCGAUGCCGACUCUGCAAAGUGCACGUCGAAGACAUCACACACGUCGUCUCGUCAUGUCCGAAUAUGUCAGCUAGAUAUUAUCUCCCAUUGCAACAUGACCCGAUUGCAGCAAGGGUCUAUACGGCAUUACGGAAGAAGGAAGACCCUCAUGCGAACGUCAAAUGCAGCAAAAACGAGUUUGUGUACAAGGAAGGGUGUAAGGAGUAUUGGUGGAACGUACCGGUGAAGACAGCGACAAAGGUUAAACACAACAAACCCGAUAUCAUCCAGUGGGAUUUACAAAGUAAAACAUGCAAGAUUAUCGAAAUUAGCUGCCCUGCUGAUGUAAACGUUAUGGGCCGUGGAAGAAAGAAUUUGUUUUGUAUUAUAUUUGGAUUUUAA
Hydractinia symbiolongicarpus is the source of this 1149-nucleotide messenger RNA. RefSeq lists its product as uncharacterized. Lineage: Eukaryota; Metazoa; Cnidaria; Hydrozoa; Anthoathecata; Hydractiniidae. The record is from RefSeq and is a predicted model, not a curated record. The transcript is spliced from 2 exons. Bases 1 to 1149 code for a protein of 382 amino acids.